GUUCAAAAUAAAUUCUCAGUGAUAUAAUUUUUUCCAAUAUAGAUUUCAACCUUAUUCAGUCUUACAUUUCAGCUUAUAUCCGCGUGGUUGGGAGCCUAGUUUGAGGGCAGAUGAAGCCUAUCAAGAUUUAAUUUCCGCGUUUAAGAUUUCUAACGUCGAACUAAAGAACCCGUCAGCUCUUCGUCUCGUUCAUGGAGCUGAUUCACCUAGCUUCCCUGACACAUCUUGUCAGCCUUAUGUUUUUAUUUACUAAUGUAUUGGCACAAAAAUACACAAUGAAAGCCAACCCAGAUGGCACGUAUCUAUUAAUACCUGCGUCCGCCGGUACGAAUGGGGAAGGUCUGCUGGAUCUGAAAAAACUGGCUCCUAUUCCAGUCACGAAUACAAAAGAAGCACCUGGGACGAACUCUCAGACUCCACAAAUGGUUAUCGCCAGUAUGCCCACAGCAGGGCAGAGUGGUGCCGCCACACAAGGGACGUCAGCAAGCCAAGGGCCUGGUGUUGCAGGUGCAGCUAGGCCAACGCGCAAACCUGGACUCAGUCCCUCGCAGCCAUCACCAACCGCGCAAAAAACUGGAGCAAAUACACAAAAGAAACCUUCUCAGGGACCAACCCAAGCGCAAGUCACGCAGGGUGGAGCAGGAGGUUCUAGCAAGGGUCCUAGCGGUGGUCCGCCAUGUACCGGACCGACAUGCAAACCUAAACAAAACCUUAUGACCCUCGCACUGAAGGGAAAGGAUGGUGCCGCAGGAAAACCAGGUCCAAAGGGUCCUCCUGGCCCUAAUGGUGCCCCAGGCCCUCAAGGAAGCAAGGGACCGAAGGGUGAACCUGGAACCUGUCCACCAACUCCGUUCCAGUGUUCGCCUGGAAUCUUGGCCACUCUUCAAGCAAAGAUAAAUGCCCUUGAAAAACAGUGCAAGAAUGCCGCAAGUGGUGGUGGUGCGGGCGGAAGUGGUGGUAAAGGAGGUGGACAACCUGGAGGAGGAGGUGGAGGAGGAGGCGGAGGAGGAGGCGGAGGAGGAGCUCCUCCAUGUCAUAUAGGAAAAUGUAAGGAAAACCCAGCCACUAACUGUCAAGUUAUCUACAUUCAAACUCCAAGUUCUCAAAGUGGUACUUAUUGGAUCAAAGGAGUCAAAGGUGCUUUCCAGACUCGUUGCCUGAUGAUAAAAGAUACACCAAAAGAUAUCCAUAACCCGGAUGUAGCCAAACCUCCUAAAGGAGGCUGGACACUAGUGGCCCGAGUAAAUGGCGCUGGCACGGAUUUCUCUCCAAUCAGCGACAACUGGUCGAAUAACGCAACAUUUAACGCGGCAACAUCGCCUGAUUUGACCCAAACGACCUCCAUGAAGAAUGAUGGAUGGAUGAGUCUGAAGGGAAAUGCAAUUCUGUUGUGUUUUACUGGCGGGGAUUCGGGAUGCGCCCCUUUUACUCACAAGCGCGGGACCUCUCUACAAAAGCUCUUCAAAAGUCAAUUCGGAGUCGUUCCCGAGGAGCAGUAUUCCUUUGCUACGUUAUUAAAAGCUUUUGAUAAAAGCUGCGACCUCUCUGUUCUGCGGCAAGGAUGGUGCGGACUCAACAUGGCCAACACAUGCGAUCCAACUAAAGAGGACCCUAACUCUAAGCCAAUAACCACGACACAUAUCGUACGUAUUGGGUGUAUUGGUGAUCGUGCGGCAACCUGCUUCCCCGAUGACUAUGCACUGGGGGUGGGGGUGAGUAGCUGUAAGGACGGGUAUGGCUGCUCUACGGUGGGUGAAUCCAAGAACAUGCAUUACCGGUGUGAUUAUAUACACGGGACAUUUAUGCAGACAGGAUUUCUGUACGUGAUGUAAUGAUGAAAAAGAUAAAUAUGCAUGCAAAUGCUUUAUGCCAUGAACACAUAUAUGUGACCUAGAUGACGUCAGUGUGACGUAUUUAUGACAUCAAGACUUGUAACUGACCUAAGUAAAGUCAUACCUGAUAUAUGACGUGUUUAUGACACCAAGAUAUAUAAGUGACCUAUAUAAUGUCAUACAUUAUAUAUGACGUAUUUAUGACAUCAAGGCAUUUAUGUGACCUAAAUAAAGUGACCUUAAAUAUGACACAGCUGUGACAGCAGAGAAUAGGCUAUCUUUGAAGCAAGAUUCUAAAUUACUCUGAUCCUAAUCUGCACAUACCUAUGACAUCGGAAGAUAGACAAGAAAGGAUAUCCCUAAUUUCUAGGCACGUGCUUCCGGUUGCUAUCAACCCCUUAAAAAAACACGUAUAUGAAAAAGUCAUUGCGGCCAUUUUGGAUGACCGGAGAUUUUUGAAACCAUCCAAUAUGGCAGCCAUGCGGCCUUUUAAAAUCUCGUUCUCCUCUGUAUCCUUCCUAGAUUGAAGUUGUUGAACAACAAACCAUAUUUCCAAAAAAAACAAAAAAAAAAACGAUAUGAAUUUUUAAUCUCUACCUGCAUAUAGGCAAACAAGUUUUGCAAACAACUGCUUUUUAUUGUGGAUCCGGAAGAGUGUUUUUUAUGAAUGUCGUAAAAUGUAGCAGGUAGUCAAAGAAAAAUAUUUGCAGUAAAACGUAAAGGUAGUUAUUGGAAUAAUCAUUUAUAGAAUUAGUGACUUAGAAUGAAAAGCGAAUAAAAGAUGAUUUUAUUUAA
This is a messenger RNA of Actinia tenebrosa (Australian red waratah sea anemone), 2627 nucleotides long. RefSeq lists its product as uncharacterized. The record is from RefSeq and is a predicted model, not a curated record. Lineage: Eukaryota; Metazoa; Cnidaria; Anthozoa; Actiniaria; Actiniidae.